Messenger RNA from Toxoplasma gondii ME49, 5768 nucleotides. Its product is annotated as GIY-YIG catalytic domain-containing protein. Gene Ontology annotation, biological process: double-strand break repair via homologous recombination. The transcript has 2 exons. The record is from RefSeq and is a predicted model, not a curated record. Gene Ontology annotation, cellular component: Slx1-Slx4 complex. Lineage: Eukaryota; Apicomplexa; Conoidasida; Eucoccidiorida; Sarcocystidae. The coding region runs from base 1497 to 5195 and encodes 1232 amino acids. Gene Ontology annotation, molecular function: crossover junction DNA endonuclease activity; 5'-flap endonuclease activity.
UCUCCAUUCCAGAAUAAACUCCUUUCUGCCUUGGCGCCAGGGGGCGUUCGACUUUCUUUUCCUCUUCUCAAACGCGUCGUCGUGCCGUAUGUCACAGCAACUUGUUGGGCGUGUUGUGCAUCCGCGUAGAGACAUCAAUUUCGGUUCACCGCUACACACUGCCUUCUCUUUCGCUCCGUCGCUUUCCACAGGCUUUCUUCCUCACGAAAACUACCGCUCAAUCGCAGUAGUUUCUUUUGUUUGCAGUACUCUCUUCAGGCCCCGCGUGCCAGGCGGCCGCGAACACCCCGCUGCCGGGCGCUUGUCUUCCCCUAUGACGUUGCACUCUCCCCUUCAUUUUGCCAGGCAUCGCGGCGACCCCUCUUCGUUCUUCGCUUUCAAACCACGGACCGUCCAGAACGGAGAAAAAGGGACUCCGCCGGGCCUUCUUUUCUCAGCGGUUUCUCUGGAGACGAGAGAAAAACCUGAAUUCAAACGUCAGAAAGAUGCGUAACCGAGCGCGAGGCCGCAGCGCCUUUGGUGAACAAAGCAGGUGAACUGUUUCACUCUUUUAAACUCCGUGCUAUGUCAUGCCCAGUAGACGACGAAAGGCCUCGCCUCCUGACAUGCAAGACACAAACCCGCAUCUCCCGACAUCGCACCUUCCGUCGGCGUAAAACGGGGUGUUCGCGAACACGGUUACCAGCGGCUCUCGUCUUACGUCUGCGUCAGGUGUACGGACACUUCAGCCAGGAGCCAGCCUUCCGGGUGCGUGCCACCAUCCUGUGUCUCGCGACUUCUGCCGCGUUCGCCGGAAAAUAACGAUGGCAGUGAGUUUUGCUACCUGGGGAGGACAUGACGCGGGCGACGCGAACAAGGGAAUUGCUUUUGCGAAGGAAACAGGGGGGCUUUCUCCGCUGUCUUGGGUGGCACGGCGUCGUGUCAGUUGCGUUUCACCGGUUCACCACAUUAUGCGUUGCCCACGACUGGACGACCGGAAGCCUGACUAGCAGCGGAGCGGGCGCAGCGACUUCGGAAAGCUGACAGAGACCAGAGUCAGGACCGAGAGAUGGCCGGGGGGCGAAGAUCAGAACGGCUUGCAGUUUGUGCGAAACGCAGCGCUGGAGGUGACUUAAGUCCGUGCAGCGGCAUCAACAAUCUCGGAAGACCGCGUGAGCGAGGUGUUCCAAGAGAACAAAAGUACAAUACACAGGCGACUGCUGGGAGAUAAAGAGGCGCACACACCUUUAAAUCCUUUCUGCCUCUUUGCUGUACCAGUAGAGGCAAGGCUGCACAGAGUGCAGAUUCUGCGAGAGGCGGGAAUUCGGCGACUUCGCUCGUGUCGAGACACCUGGAGAAGACGUGAGGAAGCCCCUCGCGUAGAUCGAUGAGACGAGGCUGCGGCUGAGACGUCGCGUAAGUCGGCAAAAACGCGUGCCGAUGGCGAAGGCAGUACUCCUAUAUAAACCUUUCUGAAUUUGUAAGAUGUUCUUUCGUCUUGCAAGGAGAUACCCAAGAUGCACGGAGACAACGGGUACGGGCUGUUCUCUGUAGGUGAGGCACUCUCUGCCAGUGAAGGAGGAGAGGAAGGAGGAAGAGCCCUCGAGAGAAGACGCCACGAACUUGCCGCAGAAACUCGAAGACCUAAAUCCAAAAGAGGCCUCAAGAAGCCAUCAAUAAGCCCAGGCUGCGCUGCAGCUGAGCCGUUUCCCCGGCCGCAACUUGAGGCGUUCGGCCGGCCAGCGACGCUCACGGACGACUGUGUGCAGCGAGAAAAUGAACAGACUCAGGACUGGAGAACGAAACUCAUUCCGCUCGCAGCCCGCCUGGAACAACAGAGACAAAGUAAAGAAGGUGGAGGCGAACGUCUUUCACGCGUGGUCCAGACUGUGGAAACUUUCGUGGUGGACGACGAGGUGGAGGAAAGCCUGUGGACACAGUGUGAAGGGCAAAGACAUCUGCCGAAACUUGCCUUUUUUUCGAAGUCAUCCAAACCGAGCUCACCGGGUGCUCCUCCAAAUGCUACCCAAGGAACGGGUGCUUUCUCUCUCUACAUUUCUUCUUCAUCUCCAUCUUCUUCAUCUCCGUCUCGUUCCUCCCGCCUUUCUCUUUCUUGUUCCUCCCCGUCACCUUCUCAUUCUCUCUGUGCGUCCUCUUCGUCUCCCUGUUCUGCUUUCUCAGAGGCUUUUCGAAUGGAAGAGGUGGAUUCGAGCCUUGGGCGCCUACCUUCUUCCAGAGCCUCAUAUCUCAGGCGACAACAAGACGCAUGCAGUGCGCCUUCUGCGUCGCCACCCCGCAGUGAAGGACAGGAAAGGAUGCUGGGAAUAGAGAAGGACGCGUCUUCAGACUCGGCGUGCUCGUCCCCCGCCUCACCCGAGUCUGAGUGCGAUGAAAGCUCGAGCGCGGCGACUCCAAAGUCCAAAGCAGCUGCUCGCCUCGACUUGCAAGCAACCAAGAGCCCGGCGAACCGAGUCGAGGCUGUGGCCCAUCCAGCGCAUGCACUGCAGGCACGGAGUUUGUACGCAGACACCUUCCACUGCGUCUACCUCCUCAGGUCACUCAAGAAUCCCCGAUACACCUACGUCGGCUACUCGGUGCAUCCGCUCAACCGUCUCAAGCAACAUAACGGAGAAACAAGCCACGGCGGGGCUUGGAAAACACAACGGCACCGUCCCUGGGCAUUGGUCCUCGUCUUGCACGGUUUUCCGACGCAAAUCGCAGCGCUCCAGUUCGAGUGGCGGUGGCAACGCGCUGCGCCUGCCCUGGACUUUCCUCCGCAACGACUGUCUCUGCUCACAGCGAUACGCGGGGCGACAAAGAGACACUUGCUUUCUCCGCUGUCUCGAGGUUCCCCCUCUCCGGAGUCAGGGACCGCAAGGGAGAUGAAAGAGACGUCGGAAAAGCAGGGAAGAAGACGAGGUAACAGGAGACGCUACGGGCUUCCUGACGGACACAAGCGAGGAAUCGGAUACCGACAACCACGAGAGAACUACCGGCCUUCUUCUACCGUCUCUUCUGAUGUAUCUUCCUGUCCUUCUGCUUUGUCUUCCUCUUCCUCAUCUUCCUCUCCUUCUUUCUCUUCCCUUUCUUUCCUUCCGUUUUCCCCGUUGUCGCCAUUCCGUGCUUCCUCGUCGACUUUUCUUUCCGCGUCUGCCGCGCCCGCUACGAGGCCUGCGACCGAGUGUCUAGACACCGCAGGGGCUAGGCAGGCGCGUGCAGAUUCGCUUCCGGCGCCAGUCAUCGAGAGCCGCGUUGCUGGCAGUCUGCGAAACGAAGUUCAAGGGGAAGAGAGGCCAAAGAAGAAGAGGUCGCGGAGACAGCCGCUCCAGGCCCAGCUUGAGCAGCAGCGUGACCAGGCGGCGGGGACUGCAAAGACGAUCGCGGGGAUGCACGCGACUCUGGCGUGUAUGCAUCAAACAUACAAACUCUCUCGGACUGGAGGCAUCGUCGUUUGCGUCGGUCAGCGCCUCCGUGCACUUCUCGCCCUCCUGCAGGCGCCGCCGUUCAGCCGGAUGCCUCUCGCGAUCCACGUGAUUGAUUCUCACGUCGCAACGCCUUUUUUCCGCGCUGUCCUCCGACAAAGACGCGAGUUACUGCCGUCUACCAGCCAAGCGGUAGACUCUCCAGCACGCGCCCCACGACUGGGUGGGGAGGCGGCGGCUGAUUCGACGGCGGGAAACGGACGACUCUUGGAAGUUCAUCCAGCGCAUGCGCACCGUGACUCCAAGCCGGCACUCCUGUUGCCUUCAGACAGCGGAGAGACGGCUUCGAAUUCCCCGUCUCGGCAAGAGCCGACGUUUGCCCAGGCGGGUGGAAGGACCCCGACGGGAGAGCAGCGACGCAUGCAGCUCGCUUCGGCACAGAGCCCUGCCCUUUCCACCUGGAAGGCUGCGGGCCUGUGGCUUGCGCCCCACACGUCUGUCUCCUUCGGCUCGGCGGAAUGUCUCCUGCCUUUGAUCACCACAGCAUCUUUUGGGAGGCCUACGAAGAAACGGAGACACUUGGCAGCGCACGAGGUGACAAGAGAAAGGAAGGACGAGACCGGUGGGGCUGGAGGCAUUUCAGGAGAAGCGCGCGGGACAUCAGAGGGCCUUGUGAGGAGACUCGAGGGGGGCACGCAACGGAUGGCUGCGACGGGCAGACAGAGAGGCGAAGAUGAAGAGGUAGUUGGGUGUUUCGACUCUGAGGACGACGACAUGGAGCCUCGCAGAUUGUCGGCACGCGAGCAGAUCGCGCGCGAAAGACACGAGCCGUUUUCCGUGGAAGACUUGGAGAGGAGACUUCCGGGAGAGCCAAGGCGCGUUGCUCCUCCACGUCCUUUCUCUUCACGUUCGUUGCAUCGACUCACGCUCCGUUCGGCUCCAAGUUACUCUCCCCCUUUCUCGUCUGCUCUGUCUCCACCUGCGUCUUCUCUCCAUUCCGCGCCUUCUUCUUCGUUUCCCCCGGCUGCUUGCGAACAGGGGACAGAGGCUCCGUCGCGGCUGGCGUGCACUGUGUGUCUUCAGGCCUUCACCGCUGGCCAGCGGGCCACACAGUGCGCAGCUUGCGGGCGUUUCUGCCAUAUUCUUUGUGGGGCGCGGAAGGCGAUACGGGAGCAGAGCCAGCAGAUCCUUUCGACGGAGACUGCCUGCAACGACGAAGCAGAAGCUUCCGGGGUGGACCUGUCGCAGCGGGAAGCGAGAAGCCGCGAGGAAACCCAGGAGGAAGAGCGAGGAGGGAACGGAGGAAAAGCGGGUGAGAAAGGCGGCUCGAAGGGCGCAGCGCCGAGGCGAAGGCGGCCGGACACAAGAAGAGAGAGCAGCUGCGCCAAGACCGAAACGCGACUCGCGAGCGGAAGACUCGGAGGGAGAGAGAGCGAAGACGGACAACACGUCAGGGGGGAGAACAAUCGAGAGGGAAACGAAGACAAAGGGGACAAGGAGACACCGGAGACAGGAGACUCGCCUGAGACAGAAAGGAAAGGAAGAGAAAGAAAAGAAAGAGCAAAAGAAGGAGGAAAAGGGGAAGGGGACGGGAGUGGAGAUACCGUGACAACAGGUUUUCUGCUCGUUCCCGAAGCUCUGAGGUGCGACAAAUGCGGGAGAAUUGCGUCGUGGUCAGAAGUAUUGAGCCGAUCUGUUCGAUUUGCCUUUCACCACGAGGCAGAACUAAACAGGGGUGCUCAGUCGGGCCGCAUGCGGAGGAAGAAAAGAGACUCUGGAGAAGGCGACAGAUAGGCUUGUGGAUGUUUUCUUGUCUUUUUCCUUUGCAUAUGCGACUCCAGCAUGGUGCUAGAGAGCGACACUUUGCAGAGACAGGAUUGCCGACAGGAGAUGCUCCAAACACAAACAUGCCAUUUCUCUUGGCAUACACACACACACACACACACGGGGCUCCGAACGCGUGCUGCUGACAGAGAGGCUGGUCCUGCGAAUCCCUUGUCUGUUCAGGUUUUUUCAAAUGCACAUUGCGCGAGACCUCGUCGGAACCUCUCCAUUCCUUUAUUUACAGUUGUGUCUUGUUUAGGUUGCCUGGAACAUUGCCGGCCUCUCGAAGGGUGGGGCAGCGUCAUUUGAAACAUAUUUGUACAAUGAAGCGCGCAUGCUUCCUGUGACUAUGGGCAUGCGUCUGGAUCAAGGUAUAUUCACGUAUUUAGCUGUGCCGUGUGUGCAUCGGAUGUGUACGUGCCUGACGCUCUCCAGUACCACGAGUCCUCCCAGCGGACCCGCUGAGUUUGCAGUGUUGUUGUCUAAUUUGUUUUCUUGUCACUGAAGUAACUUGAAAUAACCCAGCUAAUUUGUGCUGCUUUU